Dipodomys ordii (Ord's kangaroo rat) is the source of this 5910-nucleotide messenger RNA. RefSeq names its product NACHT, LRR and PYD domains-containing protein 3-like. NCBI's taxonomy places the organism in Eukaryota, Metazoa, Chordata, Mammalia, Rodentia, Heteromyidae. Gene Ontology annotation, cellular component: cytoplasm. The transcript is spliced from 13 exons. Gene Ontology annotation, biological process: negative regulation of canonical NF-kappaB signal transduction; negative regulation of inflammatory response; cellular response to cytokine stimulus. The coding region runs from base 81 to 3251 and encodes 1056 amino acids. Gene Ontology annotation, molecular function: protein binding. The record is from RefSeq and is a predicted model, not a curated record.
UCUCUAGUGGAAUCUCUUUCCUGCCGGCAACGAGUGAAGAGCGUUCUGGCUUUGGGAAUCAGGUUUCUCCAUUUUCUGAGAUGUGUAGUCAGAAGAAAAGAAAAGAUAUGGAAGCUGCUUGUACCUGGAGUUUAUUGUCUGAGAAGAAAUCUGCUUCAAGUUCUCUGGCUUCCUGUUCAAUGAAGGAUCCUACAGAUUAUCGGGAAAUGUACCGAAGACAUCUAAGAGAAAAAUACCUAAAAACAGGACCUGAUAAAUGUUUACCCCAUUGCAAGCAUAUAGAUACACGGCUACUUCUUGUAAAAGAGUAUGGUAUAUCAGAAAAGACUUCCUGUGGAGUGCCUCAGCAAGAUUGUUUUCUUGAGAUGGAACACAUGUUUGAUCCUGAUGAGCCAGGCUGCAACUCCUCCAAAACAGUGGUGCUUCAGGGAUGCCCAGGGAGUGGGAAAACAGCGAUGGUGCACAAGUUCAUGUUUGACUGGGCAGCAGGAAUGGUUACUCCAGGCAGAUUUGACUAUCUCAUCUAUGUCAACUGCAGAGAAAUAAGCCAUACUGCUCCUAUUAGUGCUAUUGAUUUGAUCACCAACACUUUUCAAGAUAUAAAAGAACCAAUCCUGGAUAUUAUCAUUGAAUAUCCAGAGAAGCUUCUGUUCAUUCUUGAUGGGUUUCCUGAGCUGCCAUACAUUUUCUGUGAGCAUGAAGAUGAUCUGAGUGAUAAUCCCCAGGAGAAGAAGCCAGUGGAGUCUCUUCUGUGUAGUUUAGUGAAGAAAACACUAUUUCCUGAAUCUUCUCUGCUGAUAACUGCCCGUCUUACAGCCAUGAAGAAGCUCCACUCUCUGUUAAAACAACCUAUCGAGGCAGAGAUCCUGUGGUUUCGAGAUGCUGAAAAGAGAGCAUAUUUCUUGAGUCAGAUAUCAGGUGCUAAUAGAGCAAUGAGUGUCUUUUAUGACUUGCGAGACAAUGAACACCUUGACAUUAUAUCCUCACUGCCCAUUGUCUCCUGGAUGCUGUGCAGAGUCCUGCAGUCACAGGAUGAUGAAGAUAAGCAUCUUAUGAGGUCACUGCAUACCAUGACUGGUGUUUAUCUGUUCUAUUUUUUUAAGUGCCUCCGAAACCUUAGAGGCAUCCCGAUGUGGAUGGGACAGAGUUGUCUGCAGGGCCUUUGCUCUCUGGCUGCAGAGGGACUGCAGAACCGUCAGGUUCUGUUUACAGUCAGUGACCUCCAAAGACACGGGAUAGGAAUUAAUGAUGCCAGUUGUGAUUUUCUCAAUCACUUCUUGAAAAAAGUGGAAGGGGAUGUUAAUAUCUAUACCUUCCUUCACUUCAGUUUCCAAGAGUUCUUAACUGCCGUGUACUAUGUCCUGAAGAAUGAUGACUGCUGGGUAGCUUUUAAUCAAGUUGGGAAAACAUGGCAAGAAAUAUUCCAACAAGUUGGAAAAGGUUUUUCCUCACCAACCAUACAAUUCCUAUUUGGACUCAUACAUAAAGGGAAGGAAAUGGUUGUGAAAAAUGUAUUUGGAAGACAAAUCUGUCAAGAACUUGAAGAAGAGUUGUUGAAAUGGACUGAGACAGAAAUGAAGGAUAAAACUGCCCGGUUACAGAUAGAGCCAGUUGACUUGUUUCACUGUUUGUAUGAGAUGCAGAACACAGAAUAUGCAGGGAAGAUAGUUGAUCACUUAGAGUCACUUGUGCUGCUCCAAGCUACCUAUACAAAAAUGGACACCUUGGCUAUGUCAUUUUGUGUCAAAAAUAGUCACAGUGACCUGUCAAUGUCUCUCAAGUGUCAGCACCUUCUUGGGUUUGAAGAGGAAAUACAUACGUCACUAUUCAUGCCACCAUCCAUGCCAACAGCAUCAAAUGUAUCAUUUAAUCACUCCUUUCUGCUGCAUAAUCAGUAUUCGUCCCAGCUACAUUUCCUCUGCCAAGCACUGCGUGAUCCAGCCUGUAAAAUCAAAGACCUGAAAUUGAUUUUCUGCCACCUCACAGCUUCUUGUGGUAGAGACCUCUCCUCAGUUUUUGAAACCAACCAGUGUCUGACAGAGUUAGAAUUUGUAAAGAAUACCCUGGAAGAUUCAGGAAUGAAGCAUUUUUGUCAUGGAUUAAAACACCCACACUGUAUGCUGCAGACUUUGAGGUUGUACCGGUGCCUUAUUUCUUCUGAUUCUUGUGGAGCACUAGCUGCUGUUCUUACUACCAAUCAGUGCCUCACUGAGCUAGAAUUUAAUGAGACAAAACUGGAAGCCUCAGCUUUGAAGUUGCUCUGUGAUGGCUUAAAACAUCCAAACUGCAAAGUACAGAAGCUCAAGUUAUGUGGUAGCCUUCUGCCAGAAAGCUCAGAGAUCGUUUGCCAGUAUCUUGCCUCUGUUUUUAUUUACAACCAAUACAUCACUGAGUUGGACCUGAGUGAAAAUCCCCUGGGGGACAAAGGGGUGAAAUAUCUUUGUGCAGGUCUCAGAAAUUACAACUGUAAAGUGGAAAAACUAGACUUGAGCAAAUGUUGCCUCACAGAUGCUAGCUGUGUGGACCUUUCUUCCUUCUUGAGAAGGAGUCUGACUUUAAAAGAAUUAUUUGUGUUUGCCAAUGUCCUGGGGGACACAGGAGUACAGCAUCUCUGUGAAGGUGUGCUGCAUACAAACAGCAUAAUUGAAAAUCUUGUGCUUUCUGAAUGUUCCCUCUCUGCAGCUUGUUGUGAGACCCUCGCCCAAGUCCUUUGUUUCAACAAGAGCCUGACAAAACUGCUUCUAAUUAAUAACAAAAUUGGAGAUUUGGGACUGAAAUUGCUGUGUGAAGGAUUAAAACGUCCUGACUGUCAGUUAAAGGAUCUGGCGUUGUGGACCUGUCACCUAACUGCAUCAUGUUGCCAGGAUUUGUGCAAUGCUUUGUAUACCAAUGAACACCUGACAGACCUUGACCUCAGCGACAAUGCCUUAGGGGAUGAGGGCAUAAAGGUUCUGUGUGAAGGAUUAGAACACCCGUCCUGCAAACUACAGACCUUGUGGAUAGCAGAAUGUCAUCUAACAGAUGAGUGCUCUGGAGCUCUCGCCUCUGUCCUCAACAGAAACGCGACGUUGUUAUUGCUAGACUUAAGUGGAAAUAACUUCACAGAUUUUGGAAUACAAAUGAUGUGUGAUUCAUUGAUUCAUUCAAGAUCUAAUCUUAAGACAUUCUAUAUUGACACAGAUUAUUUAUGUGAAGAAACAAUGAGAAGGAUGGAGCUUUUAAAAAUAAGCAACCCUGGAAUCACCUGGUAGUUUCCAAGGACAGUGCCUGAGCAGAUUGCACAUAUUCCCCUCCCCCUAGAGUACCACGUUUAAAAACUGUUCAGUAUUAUUUUCCCAAAUCCUUUCACCUUUGCUGAAGAUGCUAAGAAACAAGCAGCAGGGAUUGCUGUUUCUUCCAUAAAAGCAUCCACUAAAUAGAAUGCAAAUGGCAGAUGCACCUUAGUUCAAAGUGUUUUCAGCAAUAAUUCUUUACAUUCAUAUAUUGUGUUAUUGUGUUUACUGUACUGUUAUGAAAAUCCUUUAAGGUGAGAAGACCAGGUUCAGAGAAAUUGUGACUAGGUUUAUGUCACACAGUUCAUUAAUAGGAGUGUACAGACUUGAGUCCAGCUGGGUAUUCCUGCUGUAGAUUUAAGCUACAUUUUAAUUAAUGAAUGGGAGAGGCAGGGCCUUUUUUCAUGGAGAGAGUGAGACUGUAUGUGAGCCUUGAAGAAUGAAUAGAUUUCAGAUAGGCAGAGAUAAUGGCCAGUGCCUUUAAGUCUGCCUGCUUACAAGGCUGUGUUUGUGUGCAGCUCACCAGAACAGCCUAGGGAAAAAAAAUGUUUGCAUCAGAAUUUUGCAAGCUGCCACAAAAUCCAGUUUCCAGUUUCAACUUCAUUUCUAAACAUCUAGUAUCUCCGAAAUGUGUUGGUAUGUCUUCAUAGUUCCCAGGACUGACUCCUCAUUUCUAACAGCAUCUUGCUCAGCCCAGUACCAUUUCCACAUCUGCCAGUUUCUCCCAAACAGUGGAUGAGACAAGUAGGGAGAAAGAAAAUAGCACAAAGUCAGUGAAGCAGGAGCAAAUGUACUAUGGAAAUAGCAGAAAGCAGGCUAACCUUAUUAAAGUGUAGAAUUUUCUCUGGAAGCUAUUUGAUAAGCUGUGUGACCCUGAAUAAGUCACUUGGAUUCCUGAUACCUUAGUUUUCCUAUCUAUAAAUUAGGGAUACGUUGACAUUAGUCUUACCAGGACUCUUUCCCAACAUGCUCCCAAUUUCACAGUAGGCACUACUUAAUUAUGCCUGUUUGUAUGAGUGUGGAUGUUUAGUGUAUAACUGUACUGUAGUGUAGUCAUUGAACACAGAUUUUCUUGCCAUUGUCAUCAUUGUCAACUGCAUUUGAACUGUGUGUGUGUGUGUGUGUUUGUGUUUUGGAGGCAGAGAAUCCACUGGGGGAAGAGAUCAGAGUGAGAAGUUAUUCUAUGUGAUUGAUUGUUAGAAUGCCUCAUCCGUCACUAUCUAUCUCCACCUUCCCUGGUCCUCAUUACCCUGGGACAUGCUAACUCAGUAAGAACCCAGGAUCUGUUCUAAGAAGAGUCAAGAUAGAAUUUCCCAUUUUGUUUUAAGUGCUUUGUUGCCGUUAGGUAUUUAUCAUGUAUUUAUUGGACAUUUAUUGUGUGCUAGGUUUUGUGUCAUGUUUUGGAUUUACAGAGAUGAACAUACCUUUUCUUGAUACUUCCCCUACUAUGAUCUCUGACUAACCUAGUCCCUGUCCGUGUGGUAAAAAUCUGUUAAAACUCAGUCACAUUAGGAACUCAAAAGAUACAGGCAGGGCUAGAGGCAUGGCUCAAGUGAUAGAUUGCCUGUCUAUCAAACAUGAAGCCCUGAGUUCAAACUUGAGUACCACCCUAAAAAACCAAACCCUUUAUGGUAAAAAUUAAAUGGGAAAUGGAGAGCUAUGUGUAUAUAAGGGUAUGCACAUCUGGUUUGCUUACAAAAGAAUGUAUAUUCAUAUGUACAUGUGUCCAGAAAAUACAUACAAGGAGCUGGUAACUGAUUACUUCUGACUAGGGGAAUUUGGCAAGCAGAGUAGUAGGGAGAAAAGGAAAGGAACUUUCAUCUAUGGUCCUCCAUUUUCUACUUCAUAAUUUCACCAUGUACAUAUUAUGUUACUUUUAUAAUUAGUUGAAUUUAUGUUAAAAAAUAAAACUCAGGCUUUCUUUUGGCUUGGAACUACCAUCUUCCAAAAAUUUGUCAAAAUGAUGAAUACAAAGGGAAAGAGGAGAGGUACCCAAUACAUGUUCUCUAGGCCUUUCGAGGUAGUGGGCCCUGUUCAGAAAGGCAUGCCCCCCAGAUUUUACCAUAGCAAAACUGGAAGCGCCUAUAAUUUACCCAGCAUACUGUUGGGAUUGUUGAGAACAAGCAAGGGCAAGAUUCUUGCCAGGAGAAUUAAUGUGUGUAUUGAGCAUAUGAAGCAUGCUUAAGAGCUAGUUUCCUGAAUUGUGUCAAGGAAAACGGCCAGAAAAAGAAGGAAGCCAAAGAGAAAAGAAGCUGGUUUCUACUGAAGCUCCUGCCUGCUCCACUCAGAGAAGCACACUUCGUGAGAACCAAUGAGGAUGAGCUUGAACUCUUGGAACCUAUUCCCUUUGAAUUCAUGGCAUAAGAAAUGUAAAAAAAAAAAAAGAAAAGAAAAAAAAGACCACUGGACUAUUAAAAAACAAAACACCUCAGGGCUGAGGAUAUAGGGAGAAAAGGAAAGGGACUUUAAUCUAUGGUCCUCUGUUUUCUACUUCAUGUUUUUACCUUGUGCAUGGGUUACUUUUAUAAUUAGUUGACUUGAUGUUGAAAAUAAAAUGCAGGUCUGGGGAUCUAGGUCAGUGGUAUGUACAGCAAUUGUCUGGUUUAAAUCUCCAGUAUUGGAAAAAAUAAUAAACUUA